AUCUGCCUCCAUUUCAGUGGGGGCAGUGCAGCCGGGGGCUGAAAAGCAGCGUGAUUGGACAAAUCUCUGAAGCUGCAGAUGUGCCUGUUUAGCAUCGGCUGAUAUUGCAGUGCAGAUGCUUUUCUGUUCGCUUGUUCUGUGGAUAUGGGGGUGUGUUCCUGAGUGUCAAACAUCUAAAUGUUAAUAAAUUCCAAGCUGGUGGGAUUCACUUAUGCAGGCAUUUUCACUGCUUUUCCAUCAUAACCGGCUUUUUCCUCCCGCUCUGAGCUUAUACAUGUGAUUGGUUCAGUUGAUGCACUGACUUAUAUGAGGAUUCUGUGCUAGGUACUGCAGUGCAGCAGUGAUCUUCUUACUCAGUUCCUGGAAGCAUGCUGCUGGUGGUGUGUAUUACACCAGGGCGUUUUAUGAUAUUGAAGAGGUUGUUUCGCCUCUGCAUGGCUGAUGUGUCUGUUUUGCUGUUUUUGCACUCUUUACUUAACUGGUAUGAUUAUCUAAUUUAUAAGACUAGUGAGAAAAAUGCAACAUUAAUAAAACAAAUCCAGCCUAGUCGGGUGUUGUUCUUGUCUGCCACGUGCCAAAAGCUUGCACACCUUAGGCGUAUGUCCUGCAAUGUGAUUCUAUGAAGGUGUUGGAGAAGAUAUUUAUGCACAUGAGAUCAGUUUUGAAACCAGGAAAUGAAGCCUGUGGCAUGGUGUGCAGGCAUGGCCAAGACAUAUUUACUCCUGGAAUGAUAAAAUGACAUAGUUACAGAAGUAAUCUCAUUUGUUUUUACUUAACCCCUUAGGUGUAAGAUCACAAGUAUGAGUUUAGAAUGUCACCUGAAUAUCUGAAUAUAACUGAAUGUCCUAAUGCUGAUGUAACAAUCACUACUGGAAAUCGAAAGAAUUGGGCAUUUUUUUAAAAGCAUCCAAAAAAGCCGAUUCUUCAAAGGACAAUUUUAUUCCUUAUUGACUAUGUUGUAGUGAUUUUAGUAGUAAAAAUCCAGUGCUAAGUAACUGGCAUAUUUGAUUCCAUUGUAUUUUCAACACCAAACCGCCCUUCUAUGUUACAGACUAGUCUUUGAUUUACAGUAUCAAUAAUAUAUGACUGACAACUGACAGCCCCAAUACGUGGCUGAAUGAGACUCAGUUAUCCAGAUCACUUCCUGGCCAUGCGCACAGACGUGUGUUAAGUCUGUCGUAACUCAGGCCAAAGAGAAUUCUGUCGCCAUCGCUGCAACAAUCAGCCCACAUGCAAUAUCCCGGUCUGCGUGUCUGGAAACUCUCCAAACCUAUCAGCGUGAGGGGGAGAUAGUGGAACCUGCAGUGCGGAGGCGCCUGUCGUCACUCCCCCCACGCGUACGGACUGUCGCCAUCGGUUUGACGACGAACGCGCGUAAUCAGUGACAGCGCAUGCGGUGGAGAUGAAUCUCGUUGCCAGCAGAAUCGGGGAACAGAGGAUGAAGAUUUCUCGCGGGAGCAAGCUUUGAGAGUGGGCAUGCUGGUGAAGCAGCAGAAGCUGGCAGUGCCAUGAGUGCCCUGGACAUGCAGCUCGGCCUGGGGGAACCGCAGUGCACAGACCCCUGCCGCCCGGGUCCUUUCAGGCUCUGGGCCCGUCCAGGCAACUGCCCGGCAGGACCAGGCCAGUCAUGGCCAAAAGAGAUUACCUGGUAGAUGCAGCCAAGCAGAUCCGCAUGGCACUGGACCGGGAAGUGAGUGAGGACUACGAGGCAGCGUUCAACUACUACAAGAAUGGGGUGGAUCUGCUCCUGAAUGGGGUACAAGUAGAUCCAAACAAGGAACGACGAGAAGCAGUGAAGCGGAAGACCACCCAAUAUCUGAAGAGAGCAGAGGAGAUCUUCAACUCUCACCUGCAGGGCACUCUGGGAAGUGGAACUUCUCUAUCAGAGGGUUACAGCAGCCUGAGAUUUCGGCCAAUUAGAAACCUCAGCUCACCAGUGGAGGAUCUCAAGAUGUGUAAAGUCAUUGGGGUCAUUGAUAAGGUUCUCACAGUCCAAAACCUGAUUACCAAGGAGACAUUUGUUGUCAAAAGCUUGCCCAAGUCGAGCUGGGAGAGCCGGGACCAGCCCACCAUCAUUCCCCAGGGAGUGCCCUUCAUGGUGAAGCUCCUGAGGUACUAUGUGAGUGAGGAUACAGUGUACCUGCAUCUGGAGCACGUUCAAGGAGGACGGCUCUUCUCCAAACUACACAAGUCUAGAAAUGACAAGGUGAAAGAGCACCCUGAAUGCUGCAGCCCCAACCACAGGAAGAUCCGUCUGAAGACCAGCUACACCGCUCCCACCAUCAGUCUGGACUACCAGCAGAGCCACCGGGGCAGCAGGGCCGCGGUACCGCCGCCGGAGGACGGAGAGGGGCGGCAGGACCACGCGGAGAGCCCAGACACCGACUCCCCGGCAUCCUGGGACGAGGCUCAGCGUCGCCUGGAGAGCUGCCGGACGCACGCGUACUGUGAGGAGACGGGCUGCCUGUACAGCGCCAGGGCCGGACCCCAGCACCUCGGAUCGGAGCCAGCCGAGGACCUCGGACAGCUGGGCUCAGACAACCCACCCUCCGCGGAUGCACCACUCAGCACUAACACUCUUUCUGAAACUCAGGAAAACCCACAUCAUCAACCUCAAUGCUGCUACACUAGAGACGGCCAUAGGACUCCAAACCAUGCGAGGGCUGCCUCGGCACAGGAAGUCAAGGAAGCCGAGUCCAACUUGGAUUCUGACGUUGAGCGGAAGUGGAACAAUGCUGCUCCACCUCGGGACUGUGGGGGUUUCAACACUGAGUUAUCCACUAAUCCAUGCUCUGGCAUAGUGGGAGUCAACAGAGUACCUCAAAUGACUCAGUCCUUAGCAGCCAACGCAGGUGUGGAGAAGGACUUGAGUCAAGUCAUUAGCUUACAUUCGGGGAAGAGCUGCACUGCUCCCGCAACACUGCACUUACCUUUCAGCAACCAAAUCCGGGAUAUUGGUGUGGAGGCAGAAAACGCCACUGAGGGAAUUGACUGCAGCAUGAAUGAAAACAUGGACAGUACAACAGGCCUGGUUCUCACCAUGCACAAAAUCCGAAAGGGAGGGGGGUUGGCGGGAAGGGAAACCGAUGAGAAGACAAAGGGCAAUUUAGACGCCAUGGUGACAGCCGAAAGGUCACCGUCUGUAACAGCUCUCACGCUCUGCGCUAGUCAUGCAGAGAGUGUGACGGGGACACCUUCAGGGAACUCUCAGUCACUCGCCGUCCCUCUUUGUCGCCCCAUGGAACUCCAGCAGGGGACCCCUGCAGGCAUGUCCCCGGAUGCCACGGGGGCAGGGGUCCUCAAGGCACAUGCUACCAGGAACAGAAGGUCUGAGGAGGAGGUGUGGGAGGUGCUGAGCCCCUCGGGCAAGCAGAAAGGGGUGCCUCGGCAGGAUCCGCACACAGCCGCCACGGUGCCCGCUUCCCUCCAGUGUGAGUCCAUCGAGGUGAACGGCUGGUGCCUCCUGCCUCGGUUUCCAUCCAGGAAGCCCACAGACAGGGCCAGGCUGGGCUGCUGGGGGCUCCCCGAAGGACAGGUGCGACUGUGGGGCGCCCAGAUACUGCUGAGCCUGGAGAGCCUGCACCAGCAGGGCAUUUUGUGUCGGGACCUCAACCCUAAGAACAUCCUGCUAGACAGCAACGGAAAGGCCUGUCUGACAUAUUUUGGUCAGUGGACUGAAGUGCAGAAUGAGAUCAGUACCAAAGCCAUGGAGCAAAUGUACUGUGCCCCAGAAGUGGGAGGUGUGUCAGAACUCACUGAAGCUUGUGAUUGGUGGAGUCUGGGAGCACUGCUGUAUGAACUCCUGACUGGAAUGCCCCUCUGGCAGUGCCAUCCUGCAGGAGUCCUCCCUCACACCCAACUCCUCAUUCCAGAUGACCUCAGCACUGCAUCAGCCUCCCUACUCACUGAGCUUCUGCAGUUUGAUGCUGGCUACCGCUUGGGUUCCGGGGGAGGUGGUGUGAUCGACAUUAAGUGUCACCCCUUCUUUAGUCCUGUCCCUUGGCAUGCGCUCAACAACUAGCCAGGCAACGAAAGGACCUUCCAACAAAUGGCCUGGUUUCAGAAGUGCAGCUGCUCCAAGCCUUGCUGCAUCAGCACCAUUCCCAAGGGGCCAAAGAACCAGGAGAACCAAUCCACUCGGUACAGUACAUCGUGCUGCUUGUGGUUCCCAACAUUGCCCGCCCCCAACGAAGUGACGAGAGACUGAAUGACUGAAAAGACUGACUUGGGACAGAGACAAAAUUAAGGAACAAUUCCUUUUAAGUAGAUCUGUUUUCAGAUCAGGAAUUUCCAAUCAGAAGGCCCCAAUAUUCAGAUUUAACACAAUGUGAAGUGUACAGUUUAGAUUCUGUGUCACACUGGGGGCCAAUGCCUAAAACGAUUAUAAAUUAAGGCAGAAUUACUAUUUGGAAUGGAUUUGCACCUUAGAAUGAGAAAAAUGUGGCCGUAUAAGUCAUGGGGACUAAACCUAUACAUUUGCAUUUAAUUAUUUUACUCUUUAGAGAUAAUUAGACAUUAUAACAUGGACAUUACACUGUAACUCCCAUUUCAAUAUGCAAACCCAGUUCCCCUGACACACAUCAAUAUGGAAUUUUUCUGCCUUAAAUACACUUUGUUUAAAUCACCAUGCCUACACUGUGUGGUCGUUUGACGCCGAUAUCUACGUGAGCUCAAUCAGAGACUGACUAAAUAAGGAAGAACUUAGAGAAGACCACUUCAGCCCAGGUGGAAACAGUGACUUGAGGUUUCUGGGGAAAAACAAGCACGCGAGAAUGAAAACCAUCUGGUUUAUAUUUGACUCUCCUCCUUCCUGGUGCCACAGGUUGUACUUCCUCUGAUUCAGUUUGAAGCAUAUCACUCUUCCACCAUGCGGUCGUCCUCCCUGUCUCACCUCCGUCACCAAAGCCCAUUUGAGUGAUGUAGACUCUGACCUAAAAAGGUCUUCCUAGCACUGUGUGAGAAGUUAAUUUUACCUGAGCGCUCCUGUGAGCUCACCACAAAUGUGUUCUGAGAUGUUUGCAGUAUUUUAUCACGCCAGGUCUAUUUUACCAUAAACGAACACCACUGCAGAUUCAUCUGUGCAAUAAAUCCUCGUAGUGAUUUUUGUAGACAUUUUUCAUGGGAACUACAAUGUUUAUCAAGGCAGUACAUUUUAUGCAGGACCUCAUUUCCUGCAUCUGGGCCUUGAACAUAUAAGGAUUUAGCAUAAGAAA
This is a messenger RNA of Anguilla rostrata (American eel), 5213 nucleotides long. RefSeq names its product ribosomal protein S6 kinase-like 1 (gene rps6kl1). The transcript has 12 exons. The coding region runs from base 1628 to 4021 and encodes 797 amino acids. The record is from RefSeq and is a predicted model, not a curated record. Gene Ontology annotation, biological process: protein phosphorylation. Lineage: Eukaryota; Metazoa; Chordata; Actinopteri; Anguilliformes; Anguillidae. Gene Ontology annotation, molecular function: ATP binding; protein kinase activity.